AUGUGGACUGAUGCGGUAGUGAUCGUCACGUUAUUAGCAACGUUUAUGGAUCAUUGGAAUAUAAUUGAAGCCUCAAAUGCCGUGUUAGUACGACCGGGCAUCCUACAGGGGCAAAGAAAGAUACAUAUAAAAUUUGAAGCUCAAAGGAAAAAAUACAUCGGAAGGGUCAGGAUUGAGAAGUGUUGUGGAAAUUCCAAGUGUAAUGGUGUAACAACAAAAACAACUACUUUUAAUAAAACAACAAAAAUCACCUUCUCAAUCGCGGCUUCCACGACGGCAGGAUUAGACAUUACAACCCUGGCUGAAGUGCCCACACAGCCCACUGACCAACCAACAUCUGAAUUACCAACGCCUGCUCCCGUGGAGGCGACGACAAUUGCUGCUGUUGUCGAUCCAGUAACUACUUCCCUUUCAGACCCGGGUUCAACUCCAGGGCCAAGUUCCGGCGCCACAGAUCCUUCCACUGCAGGGCCGAUAAACCAGCAAAAUACCCCUUCAGUUGCACCCAAUUCUGACCCUGUAACAACAAUUGCUGGUGCAACAACGGCUGCAGGAACUACUACUAUUGCAGCAGCAACUACUAUUGCAGGAGCAACUACUAUUGCAGGAACAACUACCACAACCGUUACCACCACUGUAACAACUACUGAGAAACCACUUUGCCUUCCAUUCACCUGCUCAUCUGGGGCUUCUAAUUUGGGACCCAAUGGAAGAGUACCUGCUUCAGCGGUCACUGACGGAGUUUUGAAAGAGUCUGGAAAUAGGCAGUACAUGUUCAGCUCAAGCUUAAAAACGUGGUCAGAUGCAGGAAGUGCAUGUUGUGCUCUCGGCAUGAGUCUUUUGAGCUUGGAAACCGACGCUGAAUAUUUAGCAAUUGCGGAUAUAGCGGACACAAAUGGACUGAUCGGCGAGUUUUUUACUUCCGGAAGCGAUAAUAAAGUUGAGAACUCUUAUGUUUGGUGCACAUCCAACAAUACAACAAUUGCUUCUCCAAAAUGGGCCGUUGGUGAGCCGAGCGACAAAUCGGGAAGCGAAAAUUGUGUGGUUGUAAUUACUGCUUCGGGGAAAAAUUCCACUCUUGGUGAUAAAUCGUGCACCGUAGCAACGAAAUUCAUAUGUGAACUGCCGGUCACCCCAUUAAAAGACACAUGCUUGCCUUACACUUGCCAAUCAAAUCCCAGCCUUCUAGGUUCUGACGGCCAAGUUAAUAUGACUGGAUCAAGUGUAGAUGGUGACUUCAUGGUUAUUUGUAAUAGGCUUUAUUUUGUCAGUAAAACAGCCAAAACAUGGCAAGAUAGUGCUGCUGAGUGUUGCAAAAGGAAAAUGAGACUUAUCGCCGUGGAAACUGACCAAGAACAGAAAUGCCUGGCUGAUUUUAUAUACAGUCCAUUUGGAAAUUAUUAUAUCGGCACCUGGUUGUGGAACAGCGGCUCGGACAUGUAUCAUGAAGGACUUUACAACUGGUGUUAUUCGGACAACACAGUGGCAAAUAUUAGCUUUUCCACGGAACUGAAGUUUGCACCUAGCCAGCCCGACAAUGCUGGGAAUAAUGAAAACUGCAUCAAUUAUCUCGUCUCCUCCGCUCCUCCUCCAAAUAAUUUUGUCUACAAUGAUUACCCUUGCACAGGUUCACUGCGAUAUGUUUGUGAAAGACCGUUAAAUGGAGAGGUUCCUUUUCCUGAAUGUCCUGCGAUCAAUUGUAUUUCAGAGCCUGCAAAAGUAGCAGAGUCCAAGAAAUGGUUAUCAUCGUCGGCAGCAAUUGGAGAUUUCUACAGUGGAUGCGGCAGGCAGUAUUUCGUUAGUGUGGCCACGAAAAUACGUGAUGACGCCAUGGCCGAGUGUUGCAAAUAUGGCCUUCAGCUUUUGAGCGUCGAUUCCUAUGACGAGCUCGCAUGUAUAAAGGAUAUGAACAAUUUCGAAGCAAAGAAAGCGGGCAGGUAUUGGACUUCUGCUUCAAACAAGGGCCCUGUUAAUAACUACGGGUGGUGCACCACAAACAAAUUUCUGUCCAAUGACACCAAUAACACCAUUUGGGCGACAAAUCAGCCGGACAACCCUUAUAAUGACAAGUGCGUAACGCUCAACAUUGCUGUUGGAGAUGUUACAGCAACAAAUUACAAACUUAACGGAGCAGCCUGCAGUUUGUCUCUGCCUUUCAUUUGCGAGGGUGAUAUGCCUCCAUGCAAUGCCACUUGUCCCAGGAACUGCACAUCAAAACUUGAAAAAACUCGUUUUAAUACCAAAAAUGAGCUCACUGCAACCGCUUCUUAUGGAAAGUGGAUUACCGGCUGCGGUGGAAGCACGUAUUUGUUUUCCAUCGAUAGAAAAUUAAGUUGGGACGAUUCUUACGAUUUUUGCUGCAAAAUUGGCAUGAGUCUUGUUAAAAUGGAGACCUACGAUGAAUACAAAUGUCUUUUUGAAUUCAACAACAACAACACCGACCUUCGAGUUUCGCUUGACAUGUGGACUUCUGCAAAUGACAGGGACUGUUUGUACAAUUUCGAGUGGUGUGACGAUGGAGCUAUACUUUACAGAAACGACUCUAGAUGGUGGACAGCUGCGGGAGGGCAGCCAAAUAACGCUGGGAACACUCAAAAGUGCGUCAACGUGAACUACGCGCCCGGUCCAAUUGCGAACGCCUACCUGAAUGAUUGGACGUGCGAUACAGUGUGGAGCUUCAUUUGCGAAAUGCCAGCAAUACCAAAUCCAACGUCAGUGGUGUGCACAGACUAUCCAUGCGCCACGGAGGCCGCGAAAGUUAGCCAGUUCCAGGCAAUGACAUCGUCCGCUAGUGGCGUUUUUAAAACGGCUUGCGGAAGAAAAUACUUUUUCAGCACUGGAGUCUUGUCGUACAAAAACGCUGUUACUGAGUGUUGUAAAUAUGGCAUGCAGCUUCUCAGCAUUGAAACGUUGGCUGAGCAAAAUUGUCUCGUGGACCUGAACAAUGCUGACACGAAAUACAUUGCGAAUUUUUGGACGUCUGGUACAAACGAUGGCAUCGGCAGGGAGCGCACGUGGGGUUGGUGCCCCUCAGGUCAACUGAUGACCAAAGAUCUCUUUUGGGCUGCCGGUGAACCGAAUUUAUUUUUCACGGAGAAUUGCGUCUCGUGGCUUCUGACGACUGGUACCGCAUACAAUUUGCAUACCAUGAGCUCUCAAAAUUGCGAUCUUUCGAACAGAUAUAUAUGCGAAGAAAUUUGAUUUUCAUCAUUAAUCAGCACUCGGCGCCGAUCAUAGAUUUUUUUAUAAACGUUUUUUAGCUCAUGAAAUUUCUCCAAUCCCAAAUAUAUGCAGUCAAUUAAACUAAUUUAUAAUUGUUCAAUUCGGCAAAUUGAAAAGAAUGUAUGAUGGUAAAUUAUAAUAUGCACUAUAUCUAUGUGCUGUUAAUUAAAUUUUUAAAAGCAAUAUUAUCCGGUAAAUAUCAUUAUUUUAUAAUAAUUAAAAAUAGAUUUUAAAGAUUUUCAUUUUGAGCCAAUUCUAACGUACUUUUUGAAUGUCUGGCAUCUAAUAUUGCAUAUAGUGCAAGUACUUGUAGUUUUGGCCAAACUUAUUAUAGUGUAGAAAACACCUAAAAUACAAUUCAUUGUGAAUUUUUGGACGUGUCUGGUACAAACAAUGGCGUAAAGCUGGAAGUGCCCCUCUUUCAGGUCAACUGAUGUCCACUGGCUUAAUUUUGGGCCGCCGGAGAACCGAAUUUGAUUUUCACAGAAAAUUGCGUUUCAUGGGCUUCAUGGCUUUUGACGUCUGACUCGCCAUACAAUUAAAGCACUUUAAGCUGUAGCAGUUGCGCUCUUUUGAACAUAUUUAUUUGCGAACUAGUAUAAGAAAAUAAUCUAAAUAAUAUUUCAAGAAAAAAGUUUUGUUACUUGAGGAAAAUUGAUUUUCGCAGUUAAUCAGCAUUGAAUUGUAAGACCCCUCUGUCGAGAAAUCAAACUGGUACUAUGGGAAGAAAGUGGAUUAUUUUAAAUAAUAUAUUUAAAUUUCUAAAAAAAAGUUUGUAA
This is a messenger RNA of Neocloeon triangulifer, 4001 nucleotides long. Its product is annotated as macrophage mannose receptor 1-like. Gene Ontology annotation, molecular function: carbohydrate binding. The record is from RefSeq and is a predicted model, not a curated record. The transcript has 30 exons. Gene Ontology annotation, cellular component: external side of plasma membrane. The coding region runs from base 1 to 3201 and encodes 1066 amino acids. Gene Ontology annotation, biological process: biological process involved in interspecies interaction between organisms. NCBI's taxonomy places the organism in Eukaryota, Metazoa, Arthropoda, Insecta, Ephemeroptera, Baetidae.